AUGUCUGAUACUAGGAAGUAUCUAUCAGGACAUGAUAAGCGGAAAAAAAGAAAAAGAGUUGAAGAAUUUAUUGAGUCUCAAAGAGGGGCAAUUGACAGAUUUAUUGUAAAAGAAUCGAAAAAUUCAUCACUAGAAGAUUUGGUUAAUGAAGAAAAACAAGAAAACAAUGAUAAUGAAUUACAUGAAGGCUUAGCCAUUGAAAAUGAUAUAGAGGGAGAUGUGAAUGAGAUUGAAGACAAUGAAAGUGGUGAUAACUUAGACUUUAAAAAUAAUUAUUCUGAAAGUGAUAAUGAUGCUAUUAAUGAAGUGAAUGAAGAACCAAGUUCAUCAAUUCCACUUGACAUUUUUGAUCCUAAAAAUUUGGAGAAUUUAGAUCCCAAGUGGAAGGAUCAAUUAGUGGAAAAGGGUCCUAUAAGAGAUGUAUUAACAGGGAAAUGUCCCAAAGAUAAAUUAAAUAGACGAUUCUCUUCAGAUUUCUAUACUCGGAUUUUGCCAAAUGGUCAAAAGCACCAUAGAGAUUGGUUGGUCUACUCACAAGCACUUGAUAAAGUAUUUUGUUUUUGUUGCAAGUUGUUCAAAAGGGGGCCUCAACCAAGUCAACUAGCAAAUGAGGGAUACUGUGAUUGGGGGCGUCUUAGUAGCAGACUUAAAGAACAUGAGACAAGUAUUGAGCAUAUCAAUUAUUAUGUUAGUUGGUCUGAGUUGCGUAUCAGGUUAAUGAAGGGUACAACAAUUGAUCAUGCUAUUCAAGAUCAAAUCAAGAAGGCAAAAGAGCAUUGGAGGAAGGUAUUACAUCGAUUAAUUUCACUUGUGAAAUUUUUGGCUAAACAAAAUAUAGCAUUUCGUGGUAGUAAUGAGAAACUUUAUGAUGAUAACAAUGGAAAUUUUAUGGCUGCUGUUGAGAUGAUUGUCGAGUGGGACUCGGUGAUGAGGGAACAUAUUGAAAGAAAUACACAUCAUCAUUAUCUUAGCCACAAAAUUCAGAAUGAAUUGAUAUGCUUGUUAGCUUCUCAAAUAAAGAGUUCUAUUCUUGAAAUCAUUAAAAAAAAGCAAGUUCUUUUCUGUAAUACUUGA
Zingiber officinale is the source of this 1074-nucleotide messenger RNA. RefSeq names its product zinc finger MYM-type protein 5-like. The record is from RefSeq and is a predicted model, not a curated record. The coding region runs from base 1 to 1074 and encodes 357 amino acids. The transcript has a single exon. NCBI's taxonomy places the organism in Eukaryota, Viridiplantae, Streptophyta, Magnoliopsida, Zingiberales, Zingiberaceae.